Stylonychia lemnae is the source of this 219-nucleotide messenger RNA. The record is from the annotation of a GenBank genome assembly. NCBI's taxonomy places the organism in Eukaryota, Ciliophora, Spirotrichea, Sporadotrichida, Oxytrichidae.
AUGUAGAAAGUUGCAUUAACUGAUGGUUACCAUACUUUCCACAUUCCUACGAUUGCAUCAUCACUCAUUCCAUUAUAUAUUCUUAUCAUGCAAGUUUCCCCAGGUGAAAGAGAGUAAAAAUUACUUCUUGUUGACUCUUUGUCUGCAUCUCCAAUGACAUUCCAAAUGAUUAUUGAUAGACCACCCACACCAGUUUACUUGACGAGUAAACAACAAUGA